This is a messenger RNA of Oikopleura dioica, 1404 nucleotides long. The record is from the annotation of a GenBank genome assembly. NCBI's taxonomy places the organism in Eukaryota, Metazoa, Chordata, Appendicularia, Copelata, Oikopleuridae.
AUGAACUUUCAAGGGAUGGUUCGUCCAGGAAUGACCGGACCACCUGGUUUUGGCGGUCCUCCAUCAGGACCACCCGGUCAGUGGCGAGGAGGACCCCCGGUCGGUUAUCGUCCCCCAGUUCGUCCCGCUCAGCCUUCCCGACCUCAGCAACCAGUGAAAAGGCCAGCGCCGCAAGGAAUCAUGAACGAAAACCAAAAGAUCAAGCCGAUGAAGCAGAAAAAGCCUGGUGACCGUGUUUUACCACCUAGUGUUAGAGAUCUCGUCCCCGAGAGCCAAGCUUACGCUGAUCUUCUUCAUCUCGAGCGGCGAGUAGACUACACUAUCAUGCGAAAGCGACUAGAAAUGCAAGAAGCGUUGAAACGGCCACAGAAGAUCAAGAAGAAGCUUCGAUUGUUCAUCACCAAUUCCUUCUCUCCCGCAAAUCCAGCGGAUCAGAACCACCAAACUGGUUCUUGGGAGCUUCGAGUAGAAGGCCGACUUCUUGAGCCAGAGGCGUUGACAAGCAAUAAGAAUCCAGAAGCAGCAUCUGGUAAAGUCAAGCGAAAGUUCUCGACGUUCUUCAAAUCGCUCGUCAUUGAGCUCGACAAAGACAUCUACGGCCCCGAUAAUCAUUUGGUCGAGUGGCACAGACAGUCGAAUACUCAGGAGACCGAUGGUUUUCAAGUCAAAAGACAAGGAGACCAGGAUGUAAAAUGCACGAUGAUGUUUAUGCUCAAUCACGAGCCAGCUCAAUUCAAGCUCGACAUGCGACUCGCAAGGCUUCUGGGAAUCCACACGGCAACAAGAAGCGUCAUUGUUCAUGCUCUGUGGCAAUAUAUCAAGACAAACAAGCUCCAGGAUCCAAAUGAUCGAAUCUGGAUCAACUUGGACCAGUACUUGCGCCAAAUUUUCAACACUGAAAAGAUCCGCUUCGCCGAUAUUCCCGGCCGAUUGCAUCCUCUCCUUUCACCCCCUGACCCGAUCGCUAUUCACCACAAAAUCAGCUGCGAUCCGAACGAAUCGACAAGAAACAAGACGACUUGUUACGACAUCGAGGUGGAAAUCGACGAUCCGCUUCGUCAAGUCCAGUCCAACUUCCUUCGAGACACAGCUACAGCGAAUGAAAUUCAAACGCAAGAUCGAAAGAUUCUCCAAAAUAUUGAAAUGAUCAAAGAGCUUCGCGUUGCGCGAGACUUUUACAUUGGAUUUUCAAACAACCCACAGGAGUUCAUUACUGACUGGAUUGCUUCUCAAUCUAAGGAUCUUAGAGGAAUGCAGGACAUGGCGGGUAAUCCAGACAACGAACGCAAAAGCGAAACCUUCAAAGAAGAAUGGGUCAAUGAGGCUGUCAUGCGAUAUUUCUACAAUAAGAUUCAAACCCGCCGCGCCGAGUUGGAAAAAGCGAUUAAUGAGCAAAACAAGUAA